AUGCACGGUCAUCACAAUCACCAUGGUCCCCCCGGCGGCGGUCACCACGGCGGUCCGGGAGGCCCUGGAGGCCCAGGUGGCUUUGGCGGUCCUGGUGGCUUCGGAGGUCCUGGGGGACCUGGCGGCCCUGGACAUCAUGGCCAUCACCACGGACACCACGCGCAAGGAGAUUUUGGUGGUCCCGGUCCCAUGGGCCACAGCCCCGGCUUCGAGAAAUUCGGUCCACCGGGCGUCGGUCCCCACGAUAACCCGCCUCCAUACAACCACAUCGAAGGACCCGGGUCCGGAUUUGGUGGUCCAGGCCCCAACCAUGGUCCUGGAUUCGGGCCUGGACCUGGACCUCAGGGACACCAUGGACCUUCUGGUGGUUUUGGUGGUCCAGGCGGUUUCGGUGGUCCUAGACCGGCUGAUUUCGGACAUUAUGGUGGUCCUCAUGGGCACCAUGGGCAUCAUGGUCAUCAUGGUCAUCACGGACCGGUAUGCUUAAAUUCAUCUAAAGAAAAAAUACGUUGA
This is a messenger RNA of Aspergillus ruber CBS 135680, 513 nucleotides long. RefSeq lists its product as uncharacterized. The transcript has a single exon. The record is from RefSeq and is a predicted model, not a curated record. Bases 1 to 513 code for a protein of 170 amino acids. Lineage: Eukaryota; Fungi; Ascomycota; Eurotiomycetes; Eurotiales; Aspergillaceae.